AGCGUUACUUGGGGAGAAAGCUGCUCCUCACUCACCCAACCAACCAAACCAAAGGCUGAUUUUAACUUCUUCUCUACACUCUGAGAAGAAAACGACAAAAAAAAAAAGAAACUGCGUAUUUUCCCAAAUCCCAGACUCGAAUCUUCUUGGAUCUUAAUGCCUGCGACUGAGGAGGAGCCGAUAUUCGGCUGGAACAGCAGCGGCGGACGAAAUCUCCGCCGGCGUAAGCUUCUCGUCGGUGAAAAAGUAGAGGUAAGAAGUGUUGAGGAAGGGUUUCUUGGUUCUUGGUACUCAGGUACUGUUAUUUCCUGCAAAAAGCGACGCCUCCGUAGCAUCAGAUACGAUCACAUCCUCUCUGAUGAUGCUACUGAUUAUCUCGUGGAUACGGUUGACGUUUCCGAGGUAGUAGAAGGGUUGAGCUCUUCUUCUUAUGGUUGUUUACGUGGACGUUUGAGACCUGUGCCGCCAAAGCUGGAAGUUGAUCGAUUCAGCCUUGCGUAUGGACUCUGUGUUGAUGUAUACAUCAGUGAUGCUUGGUGGGAAGGUGUGAUCUUUGACCACGAGAGCGGUUCUGGGAGAAGGAGAGUGUUUUUCCCUGAUUUGGGUGAUGAAACCGAUGCUGAUGUUCAAUCUUUUCGUGUUACUCAGGAUUGGGAUGAGGUUAGGGAGACUUGGGAGUGUCGUGGGAGAUGGAUGUUGCUUGCGUUGAUUGAGAAGUAUGAGGAGGAUAACUAUCUCCCGGUUUCGGUUAAGCAGCUUUGGUAUGACAUACGGGUCAGGGUUGAGUUUGCGAGGAUAAGGGAAUGGACUUGCUCCGCUAGGCGUUUAUGGGAAGGUUUGAUGUUGGAGGUGAUUGAGGACAAUCUGAAAAUCACAAUAAGUCAGUUUCUUCACCAAGAGUUGGAGCUAGUCAAAGAAGCUUCUCAAGCGGUUAAUGAGACCGAUGCUUGUCCAAGUGGUGUGGAAGUGAUUGCUCCACAAGAACAACAAUUUUCCUCCAACGACAUAGAUCACAAACGGGCGAGCCACAGAUGCAUUUCCAUGCCUGGGUUAACUUCUGUGACUGGCAUAAGGUCGGAGGUAAGUUACAUCAAUGGGAUAACAGAACUUUCCAGCCAGAAAUCUACUGACGACCAUGACAAGAAACUUGGAACCUGGCAACCUUUUGAUUGUGUUGCUAAAUCAUGCCCACAAGCUGUGUCUAGCUAUAUUAGGGCACCGACACUGAGAGUGGCCUUCCAUGUUAGGAAGCAUCUUAGGUAUAUGGGAUGGACCAUAGAACAAAUUGUGGACGAAGGUGGAAGGCAUAGGUAUCGCUACCUCUCACCAGAUGGAAGGCUAAAUGAGAAGUCCCUUCGUCAAGUAUGUAUCAUAUUGAAACAACGUGACAAGCCCCUGACGCCUCCGGAGGUGGCUCAGCGUCUUUCUCUGCCUUGUGAAAACUGGACGUGUAACACCCAGGAACCGAGGAGCAUUGUUUUGGCUUUGCCUGCUUCUAAUAGAAAUGUCGCUCAUGGUGAUGGAAGGAAGUCGUCUGCUGAGACCUUGCUUGAGUGUGGAAGCCAGGGAAAAGAGGAAGACAUCAACAGAAAAACCGGCAAAUCCUAUCCCGUCCGGACUCGUAAAAGAGCACUCUAUGUAGGGCUGGAGACAAAAACAAAAGCUCAAGGCUUCGUACGGUUGAGAAGUAAGCGUAAAAAGAAACGUAGUCUUAGAUAUAUAUCCAGGGAGAACAAAUUGAUUGUAGGUUCGCGAGAUGUCAAUCUGAGCAGGACAAGGGGGCAAACUUCAAGAAUGCUAACAGAUAUUAAGAAUCGAGUAACUGGUCGCGGUAAAACCCGUGUGUCAAGAUCAAGCAAAAGAGUGCAGCGGGUAAUAACUCCCACCUCCAGAAACCAGAGUCCACGCACUGUUCUUUCCUGGCUCAUAGAAAACAAUGUGAUUCUACCAAGAGAAAAUAUACGAUGCCGUAAUCAAAAGGAUCACACUGUGAGAAAAGAGGGGAAACUAACUCGUGAGGGUAUAAAAUGCAGUUGUUGCCGUAGAAUUUUCUCCAUAAGUGGCUUCGAGGCUCAUGCUAAUGGUGGAUCAUGCAGAGCAGCAGCCAACAUCUUCCUGGACGAUGGAAGAUCUCUCUUGGAUUGCCAAGUGGAAGCCUAUAAAACAAGAAAGAAAGCCCAACCACGUAAUCUUCUGAAGAUAAAAUUGCGUCAAUGGGAGAACGACAUAGUUUGUUCCGUUUGUCAUUAUGGAGGGAAGCUGAUUCUUUGCGAUGGAUGUCCAUCCGCUUUCCAUUCAAGUUGUCUUGGGCUGGAGGAUGUUCCAGAUGGUGACUGGUUCUGCGCAUCAUGUUGUUGUGAUGCCUGUGGACAAUUUGUUGCCAAGAGCAUUAGCAAAUAUGCCAAGGAGGAAAAACUUAUCAGCUGCAAGCAGUGUGAACGUAAAUAUCACCCUAGCUGCUUGCAUUAUGUUGGUGACGGUGCAUUUGAUAAAUUCUUGGCAGAAAAGUGGUUUUGCAGCAGGGACUGUGAAGAGAUAUUUGUAAAUCUCUGUGAGUUUAUUGGGAAACCGAGAGAGGUGGGCGUGGAGAAGAAUUUAACUUGGAGACUGGUGCAGUCCUUGGAAUCAGAUACAUUAGGGACUGACGCUUCUAAAAUUGAAGCCGUGGCAGAAACUCACUGCAAGCUCAGUGUGGCUGUUGACGUGAUGCAUGAACUUUUCGAGCCUGUGAAAAGACGUCAUUCUGGUGGAGAUCUUGCUGAAGAUGUUAUUUUUAGCAGAUGGUCAAAAUAUAAACGUUUGAACUUCAGUGGAUUUUACACGGCACUUCUAGAAAGGAACGACGAACUGGUUACUGUUGCCACUGUCAGAAUUCUGGGGAAAAAGGUUGCAGAAAUGCCUUUCAUUGGUACUAGAUUCCAGCAUCGCCAGCACGGGAUGUGCCGGGUUUUCAUGAAUGAACUCGAAAAGGUGCUCAUUGACUUGGGAGUUGAGAGACUGGUCCUGCCUGCAGUUCCGUGCGUACUGGACACAUGGACAAACUCAUUUGGGUUUUCAAAAGUGACAAUUCCCGAAAAGAAAGACUUUCUGCAGUUUACUUUCUUGGAAUUUGGACGAACAAUAUUGUGCCAAAAGAUAUUGAUCAAGAGCAGUGUGUCACAUCCACUUCCAAGUACAAGUACAGCGUCUCUUGGUGAAACAAACUGUGACAUCAUCAAUAUUGAAGACAAUUCUGCAUCUGAUGAUAGAUCAGAAGUACAUGAGGCGGAACAAAACAUUAGGAUUGAAGACAAUUCUGCAUCUGAUGAUAUAUCAGAAGUUCACCAGGCAGAAAAGCAUCUCGAGGAGUCUAGCUCUACUAAAACCCCCCUGGAGGAAAUAAAAACACAAGAAGAAAGGUUGGUGAAAGAGAACCGAAUCCUAAAGUGUUACACACGAAAAAGGUUAAAAUGUAGGAGGCUAACAUGAAGAAGUAAAUAUGAUAGCUCCAAGGAGAGCACGGUUAGAUACUUUUGUUUCCACAAGUUAUGUUCAGAACCUUUGGGCAGGCAGGCAAGAAAAGGUUGCAAUUUUAAGGUAGGUGUUGGGAAACAACCUUUGUAUCUAAAUAAAAUAAACGGAAAGGAAGGAACAAAUGCUUACCUCUUCUCUGUCACUUGAUUUGUUCUUCCCAUUGUUUCUUUUUGUUGAUGUAUGAAGUUGGAAAGAGGAAGCAUAUAAUAGUAGUAAGCAAAGUAUUAUUUGCC
Molecule: messenger RNA, 3746 nt
Organism: Raphanus sativus (radish)
Lineage: Eukaryota; Viridiplantae; Streptophyta; Magnoliopsida; Brassicales; Brassicaceae
Exons: 10
Coding region: 157-3468 (1103 amino acids)
Biological process (GO): negative regulation of DNA-templated transcription
Molecular function (GO): transcription corepressor activity
Source: RefSeq, a predicted model, not a curated record